Clonostachys solani is the source of this 645-nucleotide messenger RNA. The record is from the annotation of a GenBank genome assembly. NCBI's taxonomy places the organism in Eukaryota, Fungi, Ascomycota, Sordariomycetes, Hypocreales, Bionectriaceae.
AUGCUUCAGAGACUCGCCCAGCUAAAUGUCGACGCAAGCAAACAAAUAUCGAGUCUGGAGCUUCUCACGUGGAACGGGCCCGGGGUGCUUGACUACUGCAGCGAGGCGAUCAAGACGCCAGAGUUUGAUCCGUUCGCGCAGAUGAUGAACACCACGGCCGAGCUUGGCAAUAUCAUUGAAGAGUUCAUGCCGCUGCAUGCCAGCGUGCCCAAGACGGCUGAUAGCCUCACCAUGCCCAUUGCACUCUUGUGCGUGUCGUGCUACCUGCAACUGCUGCACAUCUUUGAUUACACCUUUAGCCGUGUCCAUGUGCUGUUGAGUGGCGUCCCGGAUAUCGACCAGUUCUUCGAUCUGGCACCGAAAUUUAGUCUUCACCCAGGCCUGCCUCCCGUGAAGGGGCGGUUCUACCUCAAGAUUAUGGUCCAGACGAUCAAGCAUCAGCUGGGUAAUGUAGAGCAGCUCCUGCGUCUCCCUCCGGGUACAUCCGUCAUUGGGAGAUCUGUACCGGAGUAUGGCUUUUGUGUAUCGACAAUAUUCCAUAUUGCAAUGGAGCAAAGUCGUGACAUGUCGAAGAGAACGACUGGCGUGAUGGUGGAGUCCCUGAAACGUAACAUGGAUUAUAUUUCGGGUUUAGCAGCAGAAUAA